AUGGCAGCACAGUCCAAGUUGCUCCCUCCGGGGCGUACCGUCAAGCAACUGAUCUCGGAACUGACGUCUCUUUACCUCAAGCACCGCACGAACAUCUCCCGAACCGUCUACAUCACCUUGGUUGUCGCCCUGAUCCAUCGAGUCUACAAUGCCGUCUCGGAACAGAAAGCUGCCGCUCGAAGGCAGGCCGAAAUUCGAGCCUAUCAGUCAGUCAGCAACGCAGAUUCAGACACUGCAAAUCAGGAACACCGGAAGAAGAGGGUGGAAAUAAACAGAGAGUUCUUCCGCAAUCUCCUCCGUCUGCUGAAAAUCGUCAUACCCGGCUGGCGAAGUAAAGAGCUACGACUCCUCGUGAGCCAUAGCGUUUUCCUGAUCUUGCGCACCCUUCUCUCCCUUUACGUCGCCGAUCUCGAUGGCAGAGUCGUGUCAGCUUUGGUCAAGGGGCGUGGUAGAGACUUCAUCUUGGGCCUGGUAUGGUGGAUGCUGGUAGCCAUUCCUGCAACGUUUACCAACUCGAUGCUCCAGUACCACCAGACCAGACUGGCCCUCUCUUACCGCACACGAUUGACGAGUUAUGUUCAUGAAAAGUAUUUGGACAAUAUGACCUUCUACACUCUAUCGGCGUUGGAUGACCGGAUCAAAAAUCCCGACCAGUUGAUUACGGUGGAUAUUUCAAAAUUCAGUAAUUCAUUGGCAGAAUUGUACUCCAAUCUGGCCAAACCCAUUCUUGACAUGGUCAUCUACAACUAUUCUUUGUCGAAAUCGGUCGGGGGAGAAGGACUUUUUGCAAUGGCCUUGCUUGUGCAAAUAUCGGCCAACGUCAUGCGUGCCCUCACCCCUCCUUUCGGAAAGUAUGUUGCAGAUGAAGCAAGACUGGAAGGAGAAUUUCGCUUUCAACACACUCGACUUAUCGAUUACAGUGAAGAAAUUGCGUUAUACGCCGGCCACGAAGCAGAAAAGGAAGGAUUGGAUAAAGGAUACUUCACUCUGAUCAAACACGUCAACCGGAUACUGAGGAGAAGGCUCUAUCAUGGCUUCAUGGAGGACUUUGUCAUCAAAUAUUUCUGGGGUGCUCUGGGCCUCAUCCUAUGCUCACUACCUGUGUUCUUCAAGAUUCCCGGCCAGACACUAAAUGCUGUAGGUGAUCAUACCGAGAGCUUCGUCAAGAACAGACGGAUGUUGCUCAGCAGCUCGGACGCAUUUGGGCGCAUCAUGUUCUCGUACAAGGAAAUCACUGAGUUGGCUGGAUAUACGUCGAGAGUUGCCGGACUUCUGGACGUCAUGGAUGAAGUUUCAGCAGGGCAUUUUGAGAAGAAACUUGUCAGUUCUGCAAGCAUUGAAGAAAAUGCGGCCGUUUUGAAAGGGCGAGGCACGAUCGAAGAAAGCGAGAACAUUGAAUUCACCGAUGUCCCCAUUGUCAGCCCGAAUGGCGAUGUUCUCGUCAAGAAACUGACCUUCCACAUCCAACCCGGUGAUCACCUGUUGAUCGUGGGACCCAAUGGUUGUGGAAAGUCAAGCUUGUUCAGAAUUCUGGGUGGCUUGUGGCCUGUAUACGGUGGAAGGGUCCAGAAGCCGAAUUUCGACGAAAUAUUCUACAUCCCUCAACGACCAUAUCUCAGCAGAGGUACUCUUCGAGAUCAAAUCAUCUAUCCAGACACUCUAUAUGAGUUCCGAGCCAAAAAUGGGUCGGAGGCAGCUCUCAGGGAAAUUCUUGGGAUCUUGGAGAUUGAAUCCGUGAUCAAUAGGCCUAAUGGUUGGGAUGCCGUGGAAGAAUGGAGAGACGUCUUCUCUGGAGGUCUACAACAACGUAUUGCCAUGGCGCGACUGUUCUAUCACAAACCCAAAUAUGCAAUCUUGGAUGAGUGCACCAGUUCUGUUACACUGGAGAUGGAACGAAAAAUGUACGAAACCGCCAAGAGCCUAGGAACCACUCUCAUGACCGUCAGCCACCGACGAAGUUUGUGGAAAUAUCAUAGCAUGAUUCUGCAGUUUGAUGGCCAAGGCAACUAUGUGUUUAGCAAGCUCGAUGCAGAGAAGAGAAUCAAGCUAGAAGAUGAAAAGGAGGAGCUGGACACAUUGCUUCGUGGAGUGGAUGGAUGGAAGGCCCGACUCAUGGAACUGGAAGGAUGA
This is a messenger RNA of Rhinocladiella mackenziei CBS 650.93, 2130 nucleotides long. RefSeq lists its product as uncharacterized. NCBI's taxonomy places the organism in Eukaryota, Fungi, Ascomycota, Eurotiomycetes, Chaetothyriales, Herpotrichiellaceae. The record is from RefSeq and is a predicted model, not a curated record. Gene Ontology annotation, biological process: fatty acid beta-oxidation; very long-chain fatty acid catabolic process; long-chain fatty acid import into peroxisome. Gene Ontology annotation, cellular component: peroxisomal membrane. The transcript has a single exon. The coding region runs from base 1 to 2130 and encodes 709 amino acids. Gene Ontology annotation, molecular function: ATP binding; long-chain fatty acid transmembrane transporter activity; ABC-type transporter activity.